GGUACCGCCCACAUGUGAGAUCCACCAUUCUGAUUGGACGGUCGGAAUGUCGAUCGUCAACGUUGACGGGAGAGCUGCUGUACAUGGCCUGCGAAGUACAGUCACCGCGAACGACUGUACCAGCUACGUUUAGGGCGGAUUUAAAACCCACACAGGGUUUCUGUUGCUGGUGCUUCGGAUGUCCAAGUACAAACUCUUUCUGCUGAGGCAUGGAGAGGGGGCCUGGAACAAAGAGAACCGCUUCUGCAGCUGGGUUGACCAGAAGCUGAGUGAAGAUGGGGUGAAGGAGGCCCAGGACUGUGGCAGGCUCUUGAAAGGGCAGGGUUACAAGUUCGACUUAGUGUUCACCUCCAUACUUAGCCGCUCCAUCCAGACAGCCUGGCUGGUGCUGGAGGCUAUGGGCCUGGAGUGGGUCCCCGUCAUCAAGUCCUGGAGACUUAAUGAGCGCCAUUAUGGUUCCCUGAUUGGCUUAAACCGGGCAGAGAUGGCUUUACAACAUGGAGAGGAAAAAGUGAAGUUGUGGAGAAGGAGCUACGACAUCACUCCACCUCCGAUUGAUGAAUCCCAUCCUUACUUCCUGGAAAUCUACAAUGACCGCAGGUACACCACUUGUGAUGUGCCAAAGGAAAACCUUCCCCGUGCAGAGAGCCUGAAGGAGGUGUUGGACAGGCUGCUGCCAUACUGGGACAGCACUGUGGUGCCAGAGAUAAGGAAAGGCAGGACUGUGCUCAUUUCUGCACAUGGAAACAGCUGCAGGGCUCUGCUGAAACACCUGGAGGGUAUAUCAGAUGAGGACAUAGCCAACGUGACUUUACCUACGGGGAUACCUGUGCUGCUUGAGCUGGAUGAAAACCUCAGGCCUGUGAAACCGCGGCGGCUCUUGGGAGACCAGGCAAAGAUUCAGGCAGCCAUUAAAAAGGUGGAGGACCAGGGGAAAGUCAAACCAUCAACUUGAAUGCACUAAACUGGCUGUAAGACUUAACAUAACCCUUGGUUUGUCUCUUCUUGAUUUCUUCAAAAGUCUCAGAUAACUCACUAUAUCACAUUAGACAAUAACAACAACAGAUUGUUGUUAGUAAGAUUGAAAGAACAGGUGUAAGUCUCACAGUAUGUUACUGUAUGUGUAAUAGUGGCCUGACCUGAAUACAGGAUAUCUGUUUAGCAGAUCAGACUGGUUCUACUGGGGCAGGAAGAAGUUUAGAGAUGUAAAUUGUAAACUGUAAAUUACUGUUCCAGCAUUGUGUAUUAUGUGUAAGCACUGAGGAAAGGUUUUGUUUAUAUCAUACUUGAAGCUCCCGUCCCUAUUUAUGCCUGUAUGGUAACCCUAACCCUCUACCUUGCAUAUUAAUAGUAAUGUGGUGAUGCUGAAAAAUCUUUAAAAUAUGUCAUAUUCAGAUGGAGGAAAAUAUUGCUUCUUUGCUAAAUGAUGCUUUUCAAUCACACUGGAAGCUUUAAGGAUAUUCCCUUGCAUUUUAAACAUGUGCCAUCAGUAUUAACCUAGUGCUUAAAUUAGAUUUUUAAAUUUUUUAAAAGCUCAAACAGAUCCUAUGGUGGUUUUAUUUAAGAAUAAAAGCACUCCAUUAACAGACCUUACCUCAUAGAAAUUGAUAGCCUGGCUGGUUUUAAAUGUCCUACUUAGUAAGCGGAAGUAUCACAUCUGAAGUUGUUUUUCCAUUAGGUUUAUACAGCUAUAUUAAAUCUGACACCGAAUAGUUUGAGUUUAAAACACAGUGGGUAACAACCAUGGCUAUUUGGUAUGAUAACUGGUUUAUGCUUUGCACUUUUUGGGGAUAUUAGUAGGAUUUUUUAAUUUAUUCCCUUGUUACAAAGAUGCAAAAACCUUGAAUGGUAAAUACCAUUAUUUGGAUAUUUGGAUAAAUAUAUUGAGAGUUUAACUGUAAAAAAAAAAAAAAGCACUAUUUUGUUUUAGUUUUAAAUUCUAAAUGAUUAUCAUACAUACGCAGUUAUUUGAUGUUGCUUAUGUUCUGUUAAUAACAUGAGUGAAAAUGUUACAAAUCA
Messenger RNA from Xiphias gladius (swordfish), 2019 nucleotides. RefSeq names its product 2,3-bisphosphoglycerate mutase (gene bpgm). Gene Ontology annotation, molecular function: intramolecular phosphotransferase activity. Gene Ontology annotation, biological process: glycolytic process. The transcript is spliced from 3 exons. Bases 179 to 955 code for a protein of 258 amino acids. The record is from RefSeq and is a predicted model, not a curated record. Lineage: Eukaryota; Metazoa; Chordata; Actinopteri; Istiophoriformes; Xiphiidae.